Molecule: messenger RNA, 1232 nt
Organism: Wasmannia auropunctata (little fire ant)
Lineage: Eukaryota; Metazoa; Arthropoda; Insecta; Hymenoptera; Formicidae
Exons: 2
Coding region: 419-784 (121 amino acids)
Source: RefSeq, a predicted model, not a curated record
CGCCGUUUCCGUCUCCGUCGUCGUCGUCGUCGUUAUCGUUGUUACAGAUUUGGUUUCAGAAAAUUUAUUAUCGGCAAAAUUUUACUAUUUAUACUCGGUGAUCUUCGGACGGGUCGGACUGACGUCGUUGCGGACACGCGGGUGUCGUUGAAGAGCGAGACUUCCGAGGCGUUUGGUACCCAUGUAUACCACACUCUCCUCACACCACCGCCGUGUCGUGCCAGUAUCCGCUUCCCCUCGUUUAGUGCUUCGUUGCUCUAUAGCUCUUCCGUUCCGUCAGCAGGUAAUGCGAGAAGACGCGGACAAGGCAGGAGCCCGCGUAAAAUUUCACACCGUGCGUGGUCGCGGGGCUCGGUGAGUAUGCGCCUCGUACGAACGUCGAUAUCGGACUGAGCCGACGCUACGCUAGUGCGCGACGAUGUGCGCGAGGGAGCGGACCUACGGAACGGGAACCUCUGGAGCGACAUCGACGUCUGUACAAUACGACGAAGAAAUUGAAGCACGUGUCAGAAAUGACGAACCCACGGUGAAUAGAUCGCCGAUCUCGUCUUCAAUUGCCAUGCCGCAUCCUUCGCCGUGCAAAAUAAGGUACGUGUUAGGUACGUAUAUACUCUCGUCCUUUGCCACCCGUCUAACAUCGCAUACUGAAGUGGUUAUACAAGCCUCACAAUGGUCAUUCAACUUCUUUCUGCGCGUCGGUCCAAAGCAUUUUUGUACUAUUAUUCUGAAUGGUACCGCGUCCCUUGGGAAUAAACGCAGGAUUAGGCGGACCUCAAACCGGUAACGGGCCUAUUCCACGAGAUUCUCACGACGAAAUCCUUCGAUACUUGACAUCAUCUUAAUCGCAUUUACAAUUUCUUUUGGAAAGAAUGAAAGAGAGAAUGUUAUUACAAAUAAAAAUUGGAAAAAGCGGCAAAUACGAGUUAGCGCGGUAGAGAGAACGGAAUAAUGAUUAAAAAACAUUUGUCAAAAUAAUGAAAUUAUUCUCAAUUCUCUCUAUAGGAAAAGUACAUUUUCUCGCGCACAAUUUUUUACAUCGGAGUUCCAUCACAAUGAGAAGAAUAUAUCUAUUUGCGUACUAUUAUUAGGUCAACAACUGUGUCAAGGAUGCAUUACCGCGAUGCAUACUGAAGAAAUCAAUUUGUUUAAUAAAUGUAUGCCACGAUCACAAAACUAUUAUUACUAAUGCUGAUAAUGCGUUCGUAAAAGAUUUGCUUCGUGAGAAUACUCGA